Molecule: messenger RNA, 684 nt
Organism: Wickerhamiella sorbophila
Lineage: Eukaryota; Fungi; Ascomycota; Dipodascomycetes; Dipodascales; Trichomonascaceae
Exons: 1
Coding region: 1-684 (227 amino acids)
Source: RefSeq, a predicted model, not a curated record
AUGGAUCGUUGGUUUUUGAUGCUAAGCUUUGCUCUGAUGUUGGAUCAGGAGAUGCCCCGUUGGCUACCUGCCUACGACCAGAUUUUUCUUUGGGCAGCAGCCUUCCCCGCCAUGGGAUUAGCAUCACGGAGCUUCCGGCUCCGCCUUAUCCGACCCGGGCUAUUAGCCGUACUGGCGGUCGCUCUUUAUCGUGCCGGCAUCCCGCGACGGCUUGAACCUGAUGUAAUGCAAUAUGGUUAUUCUGGCUCGAUCGCUCUAUUUUUCGGCUCGCUGGCUCUAAUUGUCGCCGUGCACGAGUCACGACUAUUCCGACCAAGUCUCACGGUGGUGGUCGAAGUCGCUGCGGUCAUGCUUGCCUACGGGCAGUGGGGCUCAUCGUGGGUUGACAUGCUGCUUCAGUCCGGUGGUCUAACCGAAUUGAUCCCACAAGCCAAGCCAAUUGCGCUCGCAACCUCGUUCAUCAUGCUUGUAGUCGUACUGGAAAUCUACGGACAAGUAAAUAUGGGAGCCAGUCCAAAGUGGUAUGUCUUUGCUGGUAUCGGGCUUCAUGUCGCAUUUAUGCUGCAAACCAUCAUUUCGCAAGUGCAAUUGCCCCAAACGGUCAGACUGCUCGCCAACAUGCCCAUGCUGAUCUGGCUUAAUCUACUAUGGAGCCGGGCAUUGGGGCGUGGAUCCGCCGCUUAG